AUGGCAACCGCGGAUUUAUUACAGGGGCCUCCACCCAGCUUGGCGGACUUUCGACUUGAAGCGGGAGACAGGAACCAAGAGGUCAAUCCUGGAAGCAGUGAGCCCACCGGUGCCGCCCCAGGUCCCCCGCGAUGGUAAGCGAGGGCCAAGUUUCUUUCCCAGGACCAAAUUAAUGAGUACAAGGAAUGCUUCUCCCUGUAUGACAAGCAGCAGCGGGGGAAGAUAAAAGCCCCUGACCUCAUAGUGGUGAUGAGGUGCCUGGGGGCCAGCCCAACACCGGGGGAGGUGCAGCAGCACCUGCGGACACACGGGAUAGACAGAAAUGGAGAGCUGGAUUUCUCCACUUUCCUGACCAUUAUGCACAUGCAAAUAAAACAAGAGGACCCAAAGAAAGAAAUUCUUUUGGCCAUGUUGAUGGCGGACAAGGAGAAGAAAGGCUACAUCAUGGCAUCUGAGCUGCGGUCAAAACUCAUGAAACUGGGGGAGAAGCUCACCCACAAGGAAGUGGAUGAUCUUUUCAGGGAAGCAAAUGUCGAACCAAAUGGCAAAGUGAAGUACGAUGAAUUUAUCCGCAAGAUCACCAUUCCUGCACGGGAUUAUACUGAGUGAAGGGAAAGCAAGACAGCCUCCCCCGGGACUGAAAACUCAGACAGAUGAAUUUUUAAAAAGAAAAGUGUCCCUUUCACUGUAGGCAGAUGGCAAACACAGUGGCAAGGCAUUACCAGACUGUAGCAGAAGAUAACUUAGCAAUGAAAAUAAAUGACUUCAGCCAUGGUUACGAACAUGUCCUUAAUAAAAGAUUUUUAUAGAUAUUAGUAAGUGCCAUUAAUCCAUCCCUUAACACAAUGGAAAGAGCCUAUGGUUUGGAGUUGGGCCUGGGUUUCAGUCCCGACUGCUAUUUCCCAGCUGUCUGAUUUUGGGUAAAGCAUUCCACCCCUCGAAGCCUCAGCAUCUUCCCAAAGGUAGAUCCCUACUUUUUGCCUCUUGCAGCCUUUUGAGGAUAGUCUGAGAUAUUGACUUGAAAAUGUCUCUGCGAACAGUAGGACGCGGCUGUGCGUUACUGAGUUACCAUGGUAGUGCUUUCCUAAAAAGGGCAGCCUACCAAAAGACUAUAUUCUAUAUUUGGGUGCUGGGACCAUCUUCCACAUUUCCAAGAUGAAGCCAAGCGCUUAGAAACAGCAGCAAGCAGAGUUCAAACAAACAAACAAAAUAUCUAUGGCACCGUUUCUUGCAGCACCACGGGGGGCUACUUCCAAGUUCUCGUUCUUGUGUGCACACACAGUGCCAUAGCUGAGGAUAUUCCCUCAUUAACACCGAGUCUCGGGUGAAAGCAUUCAUGGUAGAGCCAGGGCGGCAUUGGCUAAACAGCGGUAAGUGACCCGACUUUACAGCUCACACCAUAAAGAAACUAAAGAAGACCAGAUGUGACUCUUGAGGUCUUGUAGAGCUUGGGAGGCCCUUUCUGAUGCUCCUGUCAGAAUUGCCAGCUUUCUCCUAAUUGGAAAUCAGAGAGGACUGCAAGAUUAGGAUGGUCUGCUCAAGUGGGUCAAAGUGAUCUAGCUUCAAGCCAUUUCCCCCAACUACUGGAAGGUAAUAAGGGGAUGUAACAGGCCGCAGCCACGACACAGCAAGAACUAUGGGAAACCAUAGUAGGGGUACUAGUCCUGCCAGGUGCAAUUUCAGCUCAAGCAGCUGAAGUGUUCUGUAGCCAGGAGGCGCUGGCUGGGGCUGCCUAUGUGCUCGUCAAAUCUGUGGACCCAUUGGUAAUGUCAGCACAGCCCUAAAAAGGGCUGGAGUCACACACUGGCAUGUUGGGCGGUGGGGGGCAGGGAGAGCUCCAAGUGCAGAGCUUUUCAUCCUUAUAUGUAUCAAAAUUGGGCUCCCUGAGCUGUGGCUUUGUCUAAUGGUGCUUAGUUGCUAAAGCAAAAGAAAACCAAAUUGAGGGAGGUAUGUCUUUUGGGAGGUUAUACAAGACACAAAUCUGAGGGCCAGGCGCAAGGGAAACUGCACGGGACAAAACAGUCAUAGUCUUAGAGCAACGAUCUCACAAUGCUGUGUGGCUUCAGACCAAACCCAGGUCCUGAGGCAGGAGACUCUUUCAUUGCCCCAACAGUGUAACUGCCAAUGGAGUGGGGAGGAAUUGCUGGGAGCUGUAGAGAAGGGUACCGUGCAGGGCAGGCCACCAACGGCCCACAGCACGGAGCAGGUGAAGCUGGGAUCCUCUGGUGCACACUGUGCAGGGGCAGCGCCAGCUUUUGUGGCCCCGAGGGCUCUGAUUUGGCACCACCUUUAAGAAUACGCAAACAGAAAUAAAGGCUUGCCGGAGCUGCUCCCUAGAAGAGGCCAGAGCAAAGGAAGGGCCCAGGGGCGUAAACUCCAUCACCUCACAGUGAACCUCCAGGGCUGGUUAGAUGUUGGCACCCACAGAGAACGGCUACGUUGCACUUUCAAGAUCAAGGGUACCAGCCCCACAUCUCUUUUUACCUCAUCAUGGACAUUUGGAAGCAAAUCCUGCACGGUCAAUCUGGAACACCACGGACUAUAGACAGUAGACACCUAUGAUUUAGAUGGGAUAGGGCAAGAAAGUUCUCGGCUAUAGUAAGUGAGGGUACUUUCCUUCAAAGACUUUUUGUCUUCACUAAUGAAUGGCCCCAGUAUGGUUUUAAAGCAACCUGCAUUAAUCUGAUUUGCUUCACAGGAAUCUGAAGUACAGCUUGCCCAGACCACAUUAAGUGGUGUGGAGUAGUCAUUAGAACCUAGGGCUCAUCUCCACUGACUCAGAGUCCCUAAUUAAAGCUGCUCAGGCUAGGAUUCUAAACUCCUGUGACAUGUUCUGAUUUCAAUCUCUACCCCAAGAAAGGCUUUUACACUACUUUGUGUCUGGGUUUUAUGCUCAUUCCUGAAAUUCCAGUUGGUUUACCUAGCACCUAGUAUUGUUUACAAAAAAAGGUGACAGUGCUCUUAGCAUUCAAACUGCAGAUUAUUAAACAGAAUUAAAACUAAACAGAUGCUGUGGUUCAUUACACAGCUAGCCAUAUUUCACUGAGAAAAGGGAAUGAUGGCUGUGCAUUCACUACUUACCUCAA
Messenger RNA from Rhinolophus ferrumequinum (greater horseshoe bat), 3086 nucleotides. It is a transcript of the gene CALML4, whose product is annotated as calmodulin like 4. The record is from RefSeq and is a predicted model, not a curated record. Lineage: Eukaryota; Metazoa; Chordata; Mammalia; Chiroptera; Rhinolophidae. Gene Ontology annotation, cellular component: myosin II complex. Gene Ontology annotation, molecular function: calcium ion binding.